Molecule: messenger RNA, 4342 nt
Organism: Zingiber officinale
Lineage: Eukaryota; Viridiplantae; Streptophyta; Magnoliopsida; Zingiberales; Zingiberaceae
Product: protein STICHEL-like 4
Exons: 7
Coding region: 621-4175 (1184 amino acids)
Biological process (GO): DNA repair; DNA-templated DNA replication
Cellular component (GO): nucleus; DNA replication factor C complex; DNA polymerase III complex
Molecular function (GO): ATP binding; DNA binding; DNA-directed DNA polymerase activity
Source: RefSeq, a predicted model, not a curated record
ACUGUACGGGGACUGCUCUCGCCUCGGAGGCGCUCACCGCGCUCAUACAAAACGACGCCACCGUCUGCGGCCGCAACGGUUCUUUCCACCCUUCCACCUCUCUCUCUCUCUUUCUCUCUCGAUCUGCUUCUCGUUGCUACGAGGAGAUCGGGGUGCGAGGUUCAUGUGACGGGGGUAUGGAAGCGGCGGAGAUCCCGUUCUGCGGUUGUUGGGUCGCUCGAUCGGGUCACGUGUGUCGGUUCUCAUUCCCCACCGUUUCUCCCGGCGUUGGAUCUCGGGAUCGACUCGAAGUAGGGGACUUACUGGGUUAGUCCUCGCACUUGGAAGUCCUGCGUGUGGAAAAAAGUGUGGACGGGUAGGGAACUAAGGUCGCCGGAGGCAUCGAGUGGUGGUUGCUUCUUAGGGUUCUAUGUUUGCUUCCGACUACGGGUGAAAUCUGUACCUCGCUUUAUGCUGAUAUGGGGAUUGUGUAAAAGAUGGAUUUUUUUCUCCGGCACUAGGGUUUAUUUGGUUGUAAUCAACUGGGCAUUAUGCCCUAGAAUCAUCUUCCAGCUAUUGGUGAUGUGAAGCAUUUGUUCAUGUCUUUUUUUGCGAAUACAAGAUUUGGUUAGUCUUUGAUCAUGACUAAGGCCAUCCAUAGAAUUUCCAUUAAAGAUGAAACAGGUAGCAAUAUUAGCAGCCAUCUAAAGGAAGAGUAUGGUGCCAUCAGCGAUCAUCUUCGCAACCAUGUACAUCUGACCAACUGCAUACAUUUGAAGAACCACAUGCACCGUCACAGCCCCAACUCAGCAGAGAGGUCCCUCAUGAGGGAUCUCAUCGUCUUCCAGAAGUCGAGGUCGCUGAGAGACCCCUCAACUAGCCCUCGUUCACAGAUUUCCCCUUAUGUUGUUGGAGGUUUUGCUAGGAAAAUUACAAAGGAUGGUUCUACCAAUAGUAGGAGGAGGUCAACAGAGAUUGACAGGCGGAGUGAGGUUGGCUGGUUGUCCAUAAGUUCACCACUUAUAGGAAAUACAGCAACAGCAAAGGUUACUGCAUUGGAAGCGUUUGAUGUUUAUGAUUUAGAUGAGAGAGGUAAGUAUAAGGAAGUAGAUAAAGGAGAAGAGCUUAGUAGAAAAAGUCACAGAAGUGAUAGAUUGUCCAUGAAACAUGCUGCUUUUAAUGAUACGUCGGAGAAAGUGGAUACUCAAUCAAUGGUUGGUCAAAGUACUAAUGAAGAGAUUGCUCGAUCUAAGAAAGUCGUAGAACAAACUGAAGGAGUUCAAAAAGAUUCUAAUUAUCUUGAGCAUGGUAAAGGGAGGAAUGAACCAGUAGAAAGCAUUCACGAGCAAAAUUGUCGAUCAUUCAAAGGGAAGAAGCGCAAGCUGAAAGGAGCAAGGCGAGCACGCGGCUCUGUUUGUACUCACAAUAAUUUCCCUAUAUCAAAUUCAGUAGCACAAGUAUCAAAGAAAAAGAAAUGCCAUCUGGAGAAUGUUAAAGAAGAAACUGAGCUGGAGGUUUCACAGAAUCAUAGAAAUGUAUGUGGAAUCCCUUGGAAUUGGUCAAGGAUUCAUCAUCGAGGUAAGUCAUUUCUUGAUAUAGCUGGGAGGAGUCUGUCCUGUGGGCUAUCUGAUUCUAGAAUGAAAAAGGCUGAAGGCCCUGUUCCACAAAGAGAAGGAAAUAGUUCGAAUGUAGCCACUGCAUCCAAUCACCUGACUCCAUCAACAAGCUCGGAUUCUGAAGUUUUACCAUUGCUAGUUGAGGGACCAGAAUCUCAGUACAAUGGUGCUGUCCAUUUAUCACCAGGGGAUUAUUCAGGAGAGCUUGAAAUUUUCUCCAAUCAUAGUUUGAGGCAUGACAGAGACUCUGACCUUGCAUCUGAAUCAAGAUCAGGGCACCAUAGACCUAGACGGUUAAACCAUUUAAGGCACAAAAGCCUAACACAGAAGUACAUGCCAAAAACAUUCAAAGAUCUUGUGGGGCAGAACUUGGUCAUUCAAGCUCUUUCCAAUGCCAUUUUGAGAAGAAAAGUUGGGUUGAUUUAUGUAUUUUAUGGACCUCAUGGGACAGGGAAGACAUCUUGUGCUCGUAUUUUUGCUAAAGCUUUGAAUUGCCUUUCUGUGGAGGUUCCAAAACCUUGUGAUGUUUGUAGUUCCUGCAUUUCAAGUAAUCUAGGCAAGAGCAGAGAUAUAUUGGAAGUGGGACCAUUUGGUAAUUUUGAUUUUGAGAGCAUUAAAGAUGCCUUUGAUGUGAUGUUGUUACCAAGGUCAUCAGUUUAUAGGGUUUUCAUUCUGGAUGAUUGCGAUAGUUUGCAUUCUAAUUUAUGGAGCACCAUCUCAAGAGUUAUUGAUCGGGCAUCACGGCAUGUAGUUUUUGUACUUAUCUGUUCAAAUCUUGAUUGUUUACCUCAUAUCAUCGUAUCUAGGUGCCAAAAGUUCUUUUUCCCGAAAGUGAAAGACUCUGAUAUCAUAUCUACUUUACAAUGGAUUGCAACCAGCGAAGGCCUUGAAAUUGAACAGGAAGCUUUGAAACUUAUAGCAUCAAGAUCUGAUGGUUCUUUAAGAGAUGCUGAAAUGACUCUUGAUCAGUUAAGUUUACUUGGGAAGAAAAUUUCUGUUCCACUUGUGCAGGAGCUAGUUGGUUUGGUGUCUGAUGAAAAACUGGUGGAUUUGCUUGAUCUGGCAUUAUCUGCAGACACUGUGAAAACUGUCAAGAGCUUAAGAGGGAUUAUGGAAACUGGGGUAGAUCCUCUUGCAUUAAUGUCACAGCUUGCAACUAUAAUUACUGAUAUUCUUGCUGGUAGUUAUGUCUUCACAAGAGAACGAUUGCGGAGAAAAUUUUUCCGCCAGCCAACUUUAUCCAAGGAAGACAUGGAGAGGCUACGUCAGGCCCUCAGGGCACUGUCUGAAGCUGAAAAACAGCUAAGGGCAUCAAGUGAUAAACUGACAUGGCUAACUGCUGCUCUUCUUCAACUUGCUCCUGAUCAGCAAUACUUGCUUCCUAGUUCUUCGACAGACAGAAGUCUAAAUCACAGUCCAGUGGUGCUAAAUAAUCAAUCCAUGAGAGAGAGAUAUAGGGACUUUACGAACAAGCAGGGAGAUAUGCAACUUGUGCACAGGAAUUUUUCACAAGGUGUUCAUCAAGGAUACACCAAUGACGAAUGUGCUAAUGAUGCAAAACAACACAUGUCAGUUACUGAUGUAAACCGGCAGCAUGGUGAUCAGGCCUCACAUAUUACAAUACAGUCCAGUGAUGCUAUUAAGAAAAGUGACAUAUAUAGCACCAUGAAAAGAGACAGAGAUACUCAAAAGAUAUGGCGAGCACUACUAGAUCAUAUCCCAACAGACACAUUAAAGCAGUUCUUGUACCAUGAAGGGAAUUUAAUUUCAGUUAGCUUAGGUGCUGCUCCUACAGUGCAGUUGGCAUUCAGCUCAAAUGCAAAUAGAUCAAGAGCCGAAAAGUUCAGAGGGCAGAUUUUACAAGCCUUCGAAUCUGUUCUUGCCUCUCCUGUAAUACUUGAGCUCAGAUGUAAAUAUGAGAACAAAUUUAGGCCAGCUGCCCAAACUGCUCCUCUUUUGCCUGAUUUGGAGAGUGGUUCUUCUAAGAUGCCAGCAAAGAAGAAGUACGUGAAAAAUCAAGCUACUGUUUAUUCAGGCCCUGCAAAUCUUACUGAGAAGCUUAUAGAAGAAAGUGUUCUUAGGAGGGUUGGCUCAAGUCAUUCUAGAUGGCUGCACACUGGUCCCCAUGUCAUGACAGAGGAUGAUAUAAUUGAAGUUGGACCUCAUGAGCAUGAGCCAACAAGGAAGUCUGUGGGAUCAAAGGAAAAGGGAAUUGAACAUAUAUGGGAAGAAGCAUCCACUUCCCAACAACAAAAUAAUUUGGUUCCGUUCUCUGGAAGGAAUCAAGAUGACCAAAAUCGAAGAAAAAGCUUAGUUCGAGGAAAGGUAUCUCUUGCACAUGUUAUUCAACGGGCAGAAGGUCAUUCUCAGCAAGGUGGAUGGUCAAGACGCAAAGCAAUCUCGAUAGCUGAUAAACUUGAACAGGAGAACUUGAGAUUGGAGCCUAGAUCAAGAAGCUUGCUUUGUUGGAAAGCUUCUAGGACACCCCGAACCCAGCUGCUCAACGUCAAGAAGAAGACAAGGAAAUCCCGGUCUCUGUCGAAGCUAGUGAGCUGUGGAAGGUGCCUGCGCAACAAAUGAUCCAAGCAAACUCCUUCAAGAGCUACCUACGGCCAGCCGGUUAGAUUGUUUUAAGGCGUUACAAGAUUUGCCAAUGUUUCUCUGUUCUAAGUUAGCAUUCUUAUGAAGGAAGCAUUGUAUAUUGUUCAACAAGAAUCUCAUAUAAGUCUCGCAUUCUUUCUGCGUCA